Molecule: messenger RNA, 888 nt
Organism: Neohortaea acidophila
Lineage: Eukaryota; Fungi; Ascomycota; Dothideomycetes; Mycosphaerellales; Teratosphaeriaceae
Product: alpha/beta hydrolase BEM46/Esterase/lipase/thioesterase
Exons: 3
Coding region: 1-888 (295 amino acids)
Cellular component (GO): membrane
Molecular function (GO): palmitoyl-(protein) hydrolase activity
Source: RefSeq, a predicted model, not a curated record
AUGGCGUCUUGGUGGGCGUGGGUCAAGUGGCCCUUCUACUUCGGGGGCGGUCUGGCCAGUCUGACUGGCGGUGCCUUGUACUAUUGGCAAAACGAACUCAUCUACCCUCGAAACAUCCCCCCAGGAGCGCGGAAAGACGUCCCAAAGCCCUCUCAAUUCGGUAUCGAGGACUAUGAGGAGUUAUCAAUUCCCACGCCGGAUGGAGAAACAUUGAGCGCGUUUCUCGUCCGGCCACCCAACAAGUCACAAGCCCGGCCCAUCACCAUUCUGACCUUUCACGGCAAUGCAGGCAACAUUGGCCACCGUCUGCCCAUCGCUCGCGUGCUCGCAAACGACCUCCAAUGUACCACUUUGAUGCUCGAAUACCGAGGGUAUGGCCUUUCCACCGGCGACCCAAACGAGAAAGGCCUCAAGAUCGAUGCUCAGACGGGCCUGGACUACAUCCGGCAACGCGACGACCUCAAAAGCAACAAUAUUGUCAUCUACGGGCAGAGUCUCGGCGGCGCGGUCAGCAUCGACUUGGUGGCGAAGAACAAGGGGACUGGCGACAUCAAGGGAUUGAUUCUGGAAAACACAUUCCUCAGCAUCGCCAAGAUGAUUCCCAAGGUCAUGCCGGCGGCGAAGAUCCUGACGCCGCUUUGUCACGAAUACUGGAAAAGUGAGGAGACCAUUCCGCAGAUCACCGAUAUUCCCAUUUUGUUCCUGAGCGGACUCAAAGAUGAGAUUGUGCCACCAUCACACAUGAAGGAACUCUUCCGAUUGAGCAAAGCGAAAGGGUUGGUGUGGAAGGAGCUCCCGAACGGCGACCACAACAACACUGUCGGCGAGCGCGGAUACUUCCAACACGUCAACGACUUUCUCGAGCAAUACGUGUUGAAAGGGCCUUAG